This is a messenger RNA of Corticium candelabrum, 1098 nucleotides long. RefSeq lists its product as uncharacterized. The transcript has a single exon. The coding region runs from base 1 to 1098 and encodes 365 amino acids. The record is from RefSeq and is a predicted model, not a curated record. Lineage: Eukaryota; Metazoa; Porifera; Homoscleromorpha; Homosclerophorida; Plakinidae.
AUGUGCCUGGCAGACUGUCAAUCACACAUUCACAUGUCAGGGACAGUGAUAAGACAGAAGCCUACCAAUCUGCAACGGGGCCUCUUGUCUAAAGAACCAAACAACCAAGAUAGUAUUUUGUGUGAUAAAAUCACACCUGUUGAAAGUCCUCUGCAAAGCCCCCUUCCUAGCAACAUCAUUAGCGUUAGUGACCAAGCCAGGCUGAAAACAAACCCACCAACAGAAGUGAACCUUGGUUUACCUCAGGAUAUAGCUUACCUAUUCCCUGCAAACUACAGCUACCUUGUUGUCGAGCACAGCAAGAAAGAGCAAGAUGCUUUCUUGGGAGCAGAGUCCUACAACUUUACACUAACAGUAUGGACAAAUGCAAACAGUCCUCAAGCAGCAGUGCAAUGGAUAGAAGACUUUGAAAAAAUCUCAAAAACAACAUACAGAGUAACAAGAGGAGUCAAACCAUCAGGUCAAAGAGUUCUGUUUAAAACAGUGCGACACUGUCACCACCAGCAAAAGAAACUAACUAAAACCCAAGAGAAAAUGAAGUCCCAAAUUCCACCAUCAUGUAUGUUCAAGAGCACCAGAAUGAAGAAAACAAAGUGUCCAAGUACCUUGAGAGUGCGAGUAUAUUCUAGCCUAGCCUUGGCUAUUGCCAACCAUCCUAGCAAAGCAUGUCUGAUUGACAUGCAGUAUAGCCACAACCACCCUGUAAAUAGUGGACAUGCACUUAGUUGCAGGUCUGUUGCUAAUUGCGCCAAAGAGGAGUACAACAAUUUGUUUGAGUCAGGAUACUCAGCAGCCAGAGCUCAGCAUGAAUAUGUUAACAGACUACAGCUAAAAUUUGGCACUUCAGAUGUUGAAGUUGCACUUGCUGAUCGGUCCAUCAACCCCAACUGCCAGGAUGUCCAACGCUUGUUUCAAAAAUGGAGACAGAAGUGUGUUGGCCCUGAAAAUGGCAAAUUAAUGUUUGAGCGUCUAUCGCUAGAAGUAAACCAAUUUAAUGAAGCCCAUAGCUCAGAAAACGGCAGAGCGUUUCUUCAACUUUAUCAGUCAGCCGAGGAGACCAAAGAAGCAGUGGCUCCUGAACAUCCACCAAAAGUUUAA